AUGGCCACGCGAAGUCAGGACCGGAAGGACGAUGAUGACGAUGAUGAUGAUCAGUGUCUACGUGGCAUGAAGGGGACGGAUUCACCGAUUGACGAGAUUUUGGAGAAUGACAAGAAAAUUGCUGAUUUCACAGCUCGGAUGCUUAAUGUGGAAGAAGAGGCGACGCUAGCAAUAUAUCAAGGGAGGAUCGAGCAAGCCAGGCCGCAAGAUGCGCGUGUCAUUCUAGAUGUACGAGUUGACGGGCAUGAAUAA
Sphaeroforma arctica JP610 is the source of this 252-nucleotide messenger RNA. RefSeq lists its product as hypothetical. The transcript has a single exon. NCBI's taxonomy places the organism in Eukaryota, Ichthyosporea, Ichthyophonida. The coding region runs from base 1 to 252 and encodes 83 amino acids. The record is from RefSeq and is a predicted model, not a curated record.